Messenger RNA from Linum tenue, 2498 nucleotides. NCBI's taxonomy places the organism in Eukaryota, Viridiplantae, Streptophyta, Magnoliopsida, Malpighiales, Linaceae. The record is from the annotation of a GenBank genome assembly.
ACGAAACCUCCCCACCCUGUUAACGACGUUUGACUGAAAACUAAUGUACAGAGUGCCCUUCCCUUCCAGCAUAAAUAGAAUCCCCUCACCCGGCCGCUAAUUCCUCUGCAAGCGGUAGCCUCCCAGCAAAGAGUAGACACACACAAAAAUGAGAGUUGUUGUGGGAACUCAUGUUGAGCAGCACUCAACCCUUAUUCCUUUCUCCCAAAUCCGCGCUAAACGGCCAGCCCACUUUAUUGUCACCAAAAAUAGUCCUGUUCACUGCCUGAACGACCGCGGUGCCGCUCUUGCUCGCCUGUAUCCGGUCACCAUCCGCAGCGAUGUGGCCAUUCAGCAGCGGCGGUCGGGAAACUAUGGGCCGGGGCAGUGGGGCAUCGAUACCCCUCAUCACCUGCUACACCAAACCAAACACGACAACGCAACAGCUGCCAACCGUACCUCUGCAUCAUAUUCGGGGUAUAGUACUAGACCGCGAAUCGAAGAGCUGAAAAUGUACGUGAAGGGUCUGCUGGAGAUGAAGCGCGUAGAGGGUAACGACGAGACCAAAAUGUUAGAGCUGAUUGAUGCGUUGCAGCGGCUGGGGUUGGGUUACCAUUUCGAGAGAGAGAUUCAGGCUGCUCUGGAGGCCAUUGCUGCUUCUUCUUCCUCCCGCAUUUGGGCUGAGAGCCUACAUGCUUGCGCCCUCCGUUUUCGUCUCCUCAGGCAGGCUGGAAUCCCCAUCUCUCCAGAUAUCUUCAAGGGAUUCAAAGACGACGACGAUGGCGGAUUCAAGGCAGAGAUAGUGAGAGAUGUCAAAGGGUUGUUGGAACUGUAUGAAGCUUCAUAUCUGGCGGUAACAGGGGAGGACAUUAUGGAAGAGGCCAGGGCUUUUGCUCUUAAGCAUCUGACGGAGAUUGUCAAUACUAAUAAGGACGAUGCUAACAAGGUUGAUGAGUACUCGAGUCUAGUAAUGAAGCAAGUGAAGCAUAGUUUGGAGCUGCCCUUGCGAUGGAGAAUGCAGAGAGCCGAGACUAGCUGGUUCAUCCAGCUUUGCCAAGAUAGGCAGCUGGAACCCGACAUCUCACCCCUGCUUGAGCUCGCCACGUUGGAUUUCAACUUUGUCCAACGCGUGCACCAAAAUGAACUGGAGGAGCUGACAAGGUUCCUACUCAUCAUCUUUCAGCCCAUAUUUAUUAUUGUGACGACCACCUUUUUGGCUUCCUGUCUCGUAAACCAACUAGUUACAAUAAUUCGAAUUGUUAAGAAAUGUACAUAUAUGAUAUUUAAGCAGUUCCUUGCAUACAGGAUUGAGUUUUUUUUCUUUUGACAUUUAUGCAGUUGGUGGAAAAACUUGGGACUUACUGAAAACCUGGAGUUCGCUAGAGAUCCUUUGUUGGAGAGCUUCCUAUGGGCUAUCGGGAUCACUUCUCACCCUGAAAUGGGAGAUUGUAGAAAGGCCAUGGCCAAGGUUGCAGUUAUGGUUCACAUCAUUGACGACGUCUACGAUGUAUAUGGCUACCUCGAUGAACUUGAGCUUUUCACAACCGCCAUUGAGAGGUGGGACAUCAAUGAGCUGGAUAAGCUUCCUCGUUAUCUGCAGCUAUGUUUCCUGGCCGUCUACAAUACUGGAAACGAGAUGUCUUAUGCCAACCUCAAGCAACAAGGAUUCAACAGCAUGCCUUAUAUACAAAAAGCGUGGGCGGAUCUCUGUGGUUCAUACUUGGAAGAAGCCAGAGCAUAUCAUUCUGGGAGCAUUCAGAAUUUAGAGCAAUAUUUGACAAUUGCCUCCAAAUCAGUAGCCAGCAGCACUGUUCUUGUUCACGGCUACCUUUUUUCCCCAACUGAAAUCCUUCAAAAUGAUGCUUUGGAUCUCUUUAAGGAAGUCGAUCCCAACCUCACACGUUUGACUUCAAUCAUUGUUCGUUUAACCAAUGAUCUCGCGAGCUCAAAGGAGGAGUUGGAAAGAGGAGAUGUAGUGAAAGCAGUUGAAUGUUGCAUGAGAGAGAGCAGAUUAUCGGAAGAAGCUGCUCGUGAGCAUAUAAACUGGAUGAUUGGCGAAAUGUGGAAAAUGGUGAAUGAAAAUAUCUUGUCUUCUCAGGGUUGCUUGAAUACUAGUAGGAGUAACCCAAUGCUUCCUCCCACGUACGUGAAUCUAGCAGUGAAUGUUGCUCGAGCUAGUCAUUACAUGUAUAAGCACCAGAACUCGAAAGCAUCAUCAGUUGUGAAAGAUAAAAGCAGAGCAAUGACUUUGCUUUUUGACGCAUUUUAGUCGUGUAAUAUUAUGUUGUAGUUAAAGGACAAGAAACGAUAAUAAUGAGUUAUAGGUAUAUUUCACUUUUUAAUAAUUACUAUGAAUUUUUUCUCAAAGGUGUCAUUUUAUAAAUUUUCACAUCAAAUAUGCCUUUUUAAUACAAUUAUAUUAUCAAAUAUGCCGAUAUAUAUCUAGUGAGAGCUUUGUGCAAUCAAUCACUUAGCUUGAACCUAAACUGCAAUCAAUCACUUCAACAAUACAUGUUGAU